AAGGUACCCAAACAAACACUCCUAGUUCUUAAAUAUUCAAAGCAGUCGAAAUGAAACAAACAACGACAUCUGUAUUAAAAGACAUCACUAACAAAACCACUGGGCUCGGUAAAAGAAACGGUGUGUCAAGUCCAGAGCACCAGGAACCACCUCACAAAAAGAGAAACAGGGGUGUCAAGAAAUCUGAUGCUAAGGUAGAUAACUUUACUCCUGCAGGAGUCAUUGAAAAACAGCUAGAGCCUACAUUUGAUUUAUCGUUUGGUUCAGGGAAUGAUAAAAUCGACCUACACAAGAAUACAUCAUGUAAAAAAAACCCAGACCACAAGGACUUUAUUCCCCUGGAACAAUUUGGAGUCAGACAUUUACCGGAAGGAUACGGGAAUCAAGGCUUGCUUCGUCUGGUGGAAGCCUUGUCCAAGUUGAUUGUGUUAAUUAGAGUAGAUACCUGUAGUUCUUUAAGACCCAAGUUUUUCCCAGAUACUGAACAUAAAUAUUUACAUUUUGUAGGAACUACCACUGGUUCAGGUAAAAUCAGAUUUGCAGAGACAAAAACAGGCACUGUUUCUAGACAUUGUCUUUGCGAUUUAUGUUCAGAAUCCAAAACUCCAGAAACCAAUUGGGGUGAAAUAAAAAUUAUCACCGCUGCUCAUGUUGUUUUCAACAACGAAGAAGCGAAACAAACAACCUGCAGCUUUGAAAUAUUUGGAACAAAGGUGGUGACUAAAGGGGGAAGAGCUACAGUUGAUGUUAAAUCUGAUCGAUGCGAAUUGAUUUGCUACACACACGAUUUGAGUAUUAUAUCGAAACUCAUUAAAGCGAUUUUUUAUUUCACCGAGCUUCACAGUAAGAUAAACAAAAUGUAUAAGUCUUUGUCUGAAAAAAAUCUCGCUAUUCUGGUAUCCCACCCACACGGUUACCCCAAGUAUGUGACCGUGGGGAAGUGGAUUAAACGGCAAGUAAAACAACGCUGCAACAGAACGGCCUACACCAAGUACACGUACACAACCUGUACGUGUCCGGGUAGCUCAGGGGCGCCUGUUUACAUUUUGGGGAAAGAAAAAGUUUGGACGACACACCCUCACAGUGGUUCUUGUGAUGGCCACAACUUCAGUGGUUUUGAGUGGGAGAACUUUUAUCCUGGACAUUUGUCUCCAUCGGAUGUGACAGAGCAGGUCUCAGAGAAACACCUCGAGUAA
Physella acuta is the source of this 1196-nucleotide messenger RNA. RefSeq lists its product as uncharacterized. NCBI's taxonomy places the organism in Eukaryota, Metazoa, Mollusca, Gastropoda, Physidae. The record is from RefSeq and is a predicted model, not a curated record.